Messenger RNA from Phalacrocorax carbo (great cormorant), 1634 nucleotides. NCBI's taxonomy places the organism in Eukaryota, Metazoa, Chordata, Aves, Suliformes, Phalacrocoracidae. The record is from RefSeq and is a predicted model, not a curated record.
GAAGGGAGGCCGCCGCUGGGCGUAACCACCUGGUGGGGCGUGGUCUCGGGGGGGUUCUCUGAGUACGGGGGCGUGGCCUCGGGAGGGGGGCGUGGCCCCGGGUAAACAGGCGCGAAGCCUCCGCGUGGUCGCCUAGUCCCGGUUCCCGCGUCAUGAAGUGCGUCGUCACUGGGGGCAACGUCAAAGUCCUUGGCCGAGCCGUGCACGCCCUGUCCCGCAUCGGGGACGAGCUCUACCUGGAGCCCACCGAGAGCGGGCUGUCCCUGCGCACCGUCAACUCCUCCCGCUCCGCCUUCGCCUCCUUCCUCUUCGCGCCCCUCUUCUUCCAGCUGUACGAGGCGGGCGGCGCCCCGCCUGACAGACAGCUCUUCCGAUGCAAAGUCCACAUGAAGACCUUCCUGGGCAUCUUCCGCUCGUUGCCUUCGUUGGACAAGACGGUGUGGAAAUGUCUCAUCCUGCUCAAACCCCGGGCCAGCCGCUUGGUCGUGCAGCUCCACUGCAAGUACGGCGUCACCAAGACCCACAAUCUGGCCUUCCACGAAUGCGAGCAGCUACAGGCCGUCUUCGACACCCGCCGCUGCGCCAGCAGCCUCUGCGCCCCGGCACGGGUGCUGGCGGAGGCCGUGGUCCACUUCCCCCCGACGCUGGCUGAAGUGACGCUGGAGGCUGGCCCCGGGGGCAAGAUCAGCCUCCGGAGCUACGUGGAUGAUGAGACAGAGCCGAGGAAGACAAUGGUUACGGAGCUGUGGUUGGCUGAGGAUGAGUUCCAGACGGUGGCUGUGACCCCGGGCUCCCACAUCACCUUCUGCCUCAAGGAGUUUCGGGGACUUCUGACCUUCGCUGAAGCCUCCAACCUGCCCCUCACCAUCCACUACGAUGUGCCUGGCAGGCCGGUGGUCUUCACCCUGGAUGACACCGUGCUGGAGGCUCACCUGGUGCUGGCCACCCUCUUGGACCCCGAAAGCAGCUUGCAGCCCGCCCCGCCCAACGGUGUGUCCCACCUGCCCGUCCCAUCAGAUGACUUUGGUGAUGACCUUGAAUCCUACAUGAUUGCUAUGGAAACCAGUGCCUACGAGGAGGGCUCAGGGGUGCCCCCCAGCCCCACCUUCCCCCUGUGUACCCCACGUCCAGCUGAAAGCAACCCUGAGGAAGAGGAGGAGGAAGAGGAGGAGGAAGGAGCUGUGCCAGGGACACCACCUCACAAGAAGUUUCGCUCCCUGUUUUUUGGCUCAGUGCUGACGCCAGGCGGGCCCAGCCCGGCCCCCACCCAGGAGGUGCUGGCAGAGGACAGCGAUGGUGAAUACUGAGAGCCCUGGGGGCAUGGAGCUGCCGGCACCCCACCGCUGCGUGACACCGGCCCCCCCCAACAUCCACCCACCAGGACGAGCAGCACCCCAAUCCAGCAUCACCCUCAAACACAGGCACCCCCCAUGACCCAUUACAAGUUUAUUCCCCAAAAAAAACCCCUCCUGCUCCCCCCACCCUCCACUGCCAUCCCAGGGCUGGGCUCUGGGCUCCCCCCCGCCUCGCCCCAGCGGUCCCUGCCCUGGCGGGGGGGCGGCUGUAUUUUGGUUCAGUGGAGCGUGGCGGGGGGGGGGCAGGAUCUUACAAAUAAAAAACAAGUCGAAAGAAAA